CAUGGUCAAUACAAAAUAUUUCUUCAUCAAAUUUAUAUAUUGUUACAAUUUUAAUUUUAAUUUCCAGAUUCGGUUACCUGGCAAAUAUAAUAUUUCAAACAGAAAAGGAAAAAAAAAAGAGAAAAUAAGUUUGAAGGUGACGUGAGCGUAUUGUAAUGAGAAUUGAGGAGCAGUUACGCCCCGCCAAAAGCUCUCCCCAUGACUCCCAACAAAUACAUAAACAUUUCCCACACUGCAACUCAAAAAAAAACGAAGCAGUUCCAAAAUGAGAUCAUCAGCCUCCAUUUUAAUCCUCUCACUACUUUCUCUCUCACUCAUUCACUUCACCUCCGGCGUUCAAAUCCUCUCCAAAUCAAAACUCCAGAAGUGCGAAAAAGUCUCCGACGACUCAACUAACUUGAACUGCACUUCCAAGAUCGUCAUCAAUCUCGCCGUGCCUAGUCAAUCAAGUGGUAGAGAGGCUUCAAUCGUGGCGGAACUGCAGGAGGUGGAAGGGGAGGGGAAUUCGAGUAAUGCUAAUAUGCGAACGCUUCGGGUUCCGCCAGUUAUUACUGUUAACAAGUCUGCUGCUUAUGCGUCUUAUGAUUUGACUUACAUUAGAGAUGUUUCUUACAAACCUGAAGAACUUUAUGUUAAGACACGCAAAUGUGAGCCGGACGCUGGUGCAGAUGUCGUGAAACAGUGUGAAAGGUUGCGAGAUGAUCAAGGUCAUAUCAUUGAGCACACUCAGCCUACCUGUUGUCCUUGUGGGAACGAGCGAAGAGUGCCUUCAUCAUGUGGAAAUUUCUUUGACAAGUUGGUGAAAGGGAAGGCCAAUACUGCACAUUGUCUUCGGUUUCCAGGUGAUUGGUUCCAUGUAUUUGGUAUCGGGCAGCGGUCACUUGGAUUUAGUGUUCGAAUAGAAGUGAAGACAGGAUCUACAAUAUCUGAAGUGACUGUGGGUCCCAGUAAUAGAACAGCAAUCUCAAAUGAUAAAUUUCUAAGGGCGAAUCUUAUUGGGGAUUAUGUUGGAUACACAAAUAUCCCAUCAUUUGAUGAUUACUAUCUUGUUAUACCAAGGCAGGGUGGCCCAGGUCAACCAGAAAGUUUGGGAACAAAUUUCACUAUGUGGAUGUUGCUGGAACGAGUCAGGUUUACCUUAGAUGGACUUGAAUGUAACAAAAUUGGGGUCAGCUAUGAGGCUUAUAAUGGGCAGCCGGGUUUUUGCUCUUCACCAUUAUGGAGUUGCUUGCAUAACCAACUGUGGAACUUCUGGGAUGCUGACCAGAAUCGAAUUAGUAGGAAGCAGGUGCCACUAUAUUGCAUCGAAGGAAGGUUUGAACGGAUAAAUCAGCAUCCAAAUGCAGGGAGUCGUUCGUUCUCCAUUGGAAUCACAGAAGUUCUUAAUACAAAUCUACUGAUAGAACUAACCGCUGAUGACAUAGAGUAUGUGUAUCAAAGGAGUCCUGGAAAAAUUGUAAGCAUAACUGUUCCAACUUUUGAAGCUCUAACUCAGUUUGGAGCUGCUACAAUUACAACUAAAAAUAUUGGUGAAGUUGAAGCAUCAUACAGCUUAACGUUUGAUUGUUCUGCAGGUGUAAGCCAAAUUGAGGAACAAUUUUAUAUAAUGAAGCCAAAAGAAAUGCUCACUCGAUCAUUUAAAAUAUACCCCACUUCCGAUCAAGCAAGUAAAUAUGUGUGUGCAGCUAUACUAAAAGAUUCCGAUUUUAGUGAAGUUGACAGAGCAGAGUGCCAAUUUACUACCACAAGCACAAUUAUCGAUAAUGGAACACAGAUUGCUUUUCAACCACCAAAGAGCGGCAUAAAAGGCUUUUUUGAGUCUAUUGAAAUCUUUUGGAAAAGUUUGUGGGAUGGUAUGGCAGAUUUCAUUACAGGAAAAACUUGCAGACAAAAGUGCUCUGGUUUUUUUGACUUCAGCUGCCAUAUACAAUACAUCUGCAUUAAUUGGUUAUUGAUGUUUGGUCUAUUUCUGGCAAUUUUUCCUACAGUGCUUUUGCUAGUGUGGCUUCUACAUCAAAAGGGACUAUUUGAUCCUUUGUAUGACUGGUGGGAAGAUCACUUUUUGGCUGCUGAAGAUAUUCGUCCCUAUAGAGGGGAUGCCUACCCAUCUCAUGUUCAUGUUAGGAAACAUCAUAAGCAUGAUAUAAGGCAUCAUGAGGUGGAUAUGAAAAGAAAACAUAAAAGCAUCCAUGGUGAACAUAAAAACAAACCUUUAGAACAUACUACUGAUCAUCACCAUCAUCUUCACCAUGGUCACAAGGACAAACACAAACAUUAUAGAACAAGGAAUUCCAGUCUCAUAAAGCAAACUCCCUUGGACAGAAGGCAUGACGACAUAGUGGGCCAUCAAAGACACAGAAAGGAAGGAGAAUCUGUAGAACGACUAUACAAUAUUUCAAGGCAUGCUGAUGAAAGUCAAGAGGAAUUCCAUAAGCACAAACAUAUGAUGGAUAACACACGGCAUAAACUACACACUAAGAGGAACUAUUAGUGGCAAUUUAUUAUGUAUCUUCUGUUGUUUGCUGUUCAAGUUAAAGCAGCCUAAUUAUAUUUAAAACCACUUUUUUGGAGGGGAUGAGGUAUUGAGGUUGUUUUAUCAUAAUCUUAGUAAACACAUUUUAGUAGAGUCA
Messenger RNA from Daucus carota subsp. sativus, 2630 nucleotides. RefSeq names its product protein HAPLESS 2. Bases 266 to 2491 code for a protein of 741 amino acids. The transcript is spliced from 18 exons. The record is from RefSeq and is a predicted model, not a curated record. NCBI's taxonomy places the organism in Eukaryota, Viridiplantae, Streptophyta, Magnoliopsida, Apiales, Apiaceae.